This is a messenger RNA of Cadophora gregata, 606 nucleotides long. RefSeq lists its product as uncharacterized. The transcript is spliced from 2 exons. Bases 1 to 606 code for a protein of 201 amino acids. The record is from RefSeq and is a predicted model, not a curated record. NCBI's taxonomy places the organism in Eukaryota, Fungi, Ascomycota, Leotiomycetes, Helotiales, Ploettnerulaceae. Gene Ontology annotation, molecular function: acyltransferase activity, transferring groups other than amino-acyl groups.
AUGGUUUACGAUGCAGAGACUCCACGCUUGUGGCUAGAACGAGUUUCAGAGCAACAUCUCCAUGAUUUCCACCUGCUGUGGUCAUCGAAAGAAUCCAUGAUAUGGUCAAAACAUUUUCCCAUGGAAACGACCGAACAGUCGAGGACGUUCAUGCAAAAAUCACUAAUUUCAGUGAAUCCCAAAAUCGAUAAAUACGCCAUCUUGCUUCGCCCUGCUCCAGGUUCUGAAAUAAAAUCUGGAACUGAGAAUGGAGGCCAUUCGCCGAGAAUGAUUGGAUUACUUGGAACGGUUGGUGACGGCACCGAGAUGGUGUACACGUUGCAUUGUGAUUUCUGGGGAAAGGGGUACAUGACUGAAGCCUUGCGGGCUUUUGUGGGAAAACAUGGGAUUUUCUGGAGUUUAAAAGAGCGUUCUCAUGUCAAGUCGCUUGUUGCAAAGAUUGAUACUGAGAUUAUUGGAUCAAUGAAGACUAUUGCGAAAGUUGGGGCAAGGAAGGGGGAGUUGCUUGAGAAGGAGUACGCGCUGGCGAAGGAUAAAGGGUCAGAUGGAGAGGUUCCGAGGGAGAAGCUGAGAGAUUUGAUGUGCUGGUAUGUGGAACAGCCUUGA